Messenger RNA from Medicago truncatula (barrel medic), 1059 nucleotides. RefSeq lists its product as uncharacterized. Bases 1 to 1059 code for a protein of 352 amino acids. NCBI's taxonomy places the organism in Eukaryota, Viridiplantae, Streptophyta, Magnoliopsida, Fabales, Fabaceae. The record is from RefSeq and is a predicted model, not a curated record. The transcript has 2 exons.
AUGGCUGGUACUAGGAGUAAUGUUCGAACUAGGAGUAGUGGUCGGAAACUUGAUGUAGCAUGGCAACAUGCCACUUCUGUUAGUAGAUCUUUGAUGCCCAAAACUUCUGAUAUGCCUCUUAGAAAUCAGCAGAUGCUUUCCAGGAAAUCCACUCGCCUAUCGGCUCAACCAUCUGCUUUAACACAAGAUCUACGAUCAGAUCAAGUCAUCACCAAGAAGGAGUUUGAUGAAUUUAAGAAAGAUUUCCAGGAUUUUAUGAAGUACAUGAAAAAAGUUGGAGAUUACCAAAAGAAUAUGGGAUGGAGUUUAGCUGGUAUUGACAAGGAGUCCUUCCCACAAUUUCCAAAUCACAUUUUGGAAACUACUCAAGAAAAAGAGAAUGCUACAACAUCCAAAGCCAAAGCUAAAACAUCCAAGGGAAAGGAGAAAAAGGGUUAUUCUGAGAAGAAGAAAGCCACUGCUGGAAAGAAGAAGAAGAAAGCCGAAAAGGAUGUGGAGCCACCAAUGGAAGAAACAUGGGAAGAGCAUGAGGAAGAGGGGGCGGAAGGAGAGAAAGUGUUAGAAGAGCAGGCUGAACACCAGAAUGAAGGAUCUCUAGCUGAAGAAGAACAAGUUGAAGUUGAGGAUCAAGUAGAAGAAUAUUCUCUAAAUAUUCAAGAUGCUGAAGAAGAGGAUCGGUCAGAAGAAGAAAAUGUUAUGAAGGAGGACAAUGUAGCUGAGGAGGUCACUGAUAAGCAACCAUCGAAAAAGAAGAAGCAACAAAUCCAAGAGCGAGAAUCUGUAGAAGUUCAAGUUGAGGAGCUGCAACAUUCAAGUGAAGAGCAAGUAGUCCCACAUGAUACUUCUGAAAAUAAUUCUAUAAGGAAAGUGAUGAAUGUCUAUGAGCGAAAAAAGUGGUCAAGCUGGAGUACUAUGGACAAGGCCAUUAAAGAUGGCACUAAUCAAGAAAUAAGACCAAAAAGGAAGCAAGAUGAAAAAGCUGGGGUUGAGAAGCCAAUGCUUGAACCUGUGAAAAAGAAGAUUAGAACUAAUUCUAAGUUCAAAUUCACUAAGAAAUGA